This is a messenger RNA of Cyprinodon tularosa, 2586 nucleotides long. RefSeq names its product excision repair cross-complementation group 2 (gene ercc2). Gene Ontology annotation, biological process: positive regulation of mitotic recombination; transcription by RNA polymerase II; nucleotide-excision repair. Bases 165 to 2447 code for a protein of 760 amino acids. Gene Ontology annotation, cellular component: nucleus. The record is from RefSeq and is a predicted model, not a curated record. NCBI's taxonomy places the organism in Eukaryota, Metazoa, Chordata, Actinopteri, Cyprinodontiformes, Cyprinodontidae. Gene Ontology annotation, molecular function: damaged DNA binding; DNA helicase activity; ATP binding. The transcript has 24 exons.
AGAAGAAGUAACAGAAAAGAAGAAGAAAAAGAUGCAGCAGCUGCGUGUAGCGGUGCUAACUGUCUGAGUUGUGUUUUGUUUUUCAUUUUAUAUUUAUAUUUUGAAAUGAACAUUUGCAACUAGAAUAAAAAGCGAGGACUAAUCGCUUUAAGCGCUCCGCUGAAAUGAGGCUGAACAUCGAUGGUCUGCUGGUGUUUUUUCCCUAUGACUACAUCUAUCCCGAGCAGUACUCCUAUAUGCUGGAGCUAAAGAGGACUUUAGAUGCAAAGGGUCAUGGAGUCUUGGAGAUGCCAUCGGGAACAGGGAAGACCAUCUCUCUGCUGUCCCUCAUCGUUGCUUACCAGAGAGCCUUCCCCUUGGAGGUGACCAAGUUAAUUUACUGCUCCAGAACAGUUCCUGAGAUCGAGAAAGUGGUGGAGGAGCUCAGGAAGCUGAUGGAGUUUUAUGCCAAAGAAACUGGAGAAGUGAACAACUUCCUGGCUCUUUCUUUAUCCUCCAGGAAAAAUCUCUGCAUCCACCCAGAGGUUAGCUCGCUACGUUUUGGGAAGGAGGUGGAUGGAAAGUGCCACAGUCUGACAGCAUCAUACAUUCGGGCACAACGCCACAGCAAUCCCAACCUGCCUUCCUGCCGCUUCUAUGAGGAGUUCGAUGCAGUCGGUCGACAGGUUCCUCUUCCUGCCGGCAUCUACAACCUCGAUGACUUAAAGGACUUUGGCAGGAGGAAAGGCUGGUGUCCGUACUAUCUGGCUCGCUAUUCGAUUCUUCACGCCAACAUUGUGGUAUACAGCUACCACUACCUGCUGGACCCUAAGAUAGCUGACCUAGUGUCCAAGGAGCUGGCCAAGAAAUCAGUGGUGGUUUUUGAUGAGGCUCAUAAUAUCGACAACGUGUGCAUCGACUCCAUGAGCGUCAACAUAACUCGGCGAACGCUGGACCGCUGCCAGAACAACGUGGACACGCUCCAAAACACCAUACACAAGAUUAAGGAGACAGAUGCUGCCAAGCUGAGGGAGGAGUACAGACGAUUGGUGGAGGGUCUGAAGGAAGCCAAUGUUGCCAGGGAGACCGACAUCUAUCUGGCAAACCCAGUUUUACCCGACGAGAUCCUGCAAGAGGCGGUCCCUGGUUCAAUCCGUACAGCCGAGCACUUUGUUGGAUUCCUGAGGCGGUUCCUAGAGUAUCUGAAGGCCCGUCUGCGGGUGCAGCACGUGGUCCAGGAGAGCGCGCCGCAGUUUUUAAAGGACAUCUUCGACAAAGUCUGUAUCGACCGCAAGCCUCUCAGGUUCUGUGCAGAGAGGCUGCAGUCCCUGCUGCGGACUCUGGAGAUCGCAGACAUCGCAGACUUCUCCGCCGUUACGCUCAUCUCUAACUUUGCGACUCUUGUCAGCACCUACAGCCAAGGUUUUACUAUCAUCAUUGAGCCUUUUGAGGACAGAACCCCAACCAUCGCCAACCCUGUGCUGCACUUUAGCUGCAUGGACCCGUCUAUAGCCAUCAAACCCGUCUUUCAGAGGUUUCAGUCGGUCAUCAUCACAUCAGGGACCCUCUCUCCGUUGGACAUCUACCCCCGCAUCCUCGACUUUCGGCCCGUUACCAUGGCAUCUUUCACCAUGACGCUGGCACGGACCUGCCUCUGCCCUCUGAUUGUCGGCAGGGGGAACGACCAGGUGGCUCUGAGCUCAAAGUUUGAGACCAGGGAGGAUUUCGCUGUGAUCCGUAACUACGGUAACCUUCUCCUGGAAAUGUCUGCCAUCGUUCCGGACGGGAUCGUGGCGUUUUUCACCAGCUACGUCUACAUGGAGAACAUAGUGGCAGCUUGGUAUGAGCAGGGAAUCCUGGAGAACAUCCAGAGGAACAAGCUGAUCUUCAUCGAAACACAAGAUGCAGCAGAGACCAGCAUGGCUCUGGAGAAGUACCAGGAGGCGUGUGAGAACGGCAGAGGAGCCAUCCUCCUUUCUGUGGCCAGAGGAAAGGUGUCAGAAGGGAUCGAUUUUGUGCACCACUUCGGCCGAGCGGUCAUCAUGUUUGGAGUCCCGUAUGUUUACACUCAGAGCCGCAUCCUGAAGGCUCGUCUGGAGUAUCUGCGGGAUCAGUUUCAGAUCAGAGAGAACGACUUCCUGACGUUUGACGCCAUGCGGCAUGCAGCUCAGUGCGUGGGCAGAGCCAUCAGAGGCAAGACGGACUACGGCCUCAUGAUCUUCGCAGACAAGCGAUACGCACGAGCAGACAAACGUGGGAAGCUUCCUCGGUGGAUUCAGGAGCACAUCAACGAUGGGAGUCUGAACCUCACGGUGGACGAGGCCGUCCAGCUCUCCAAGCACUUCCUCCGUCAGAUGGCUCAGCCUUUCAGACAGGAGGACCAGCUGGGUCUGUCUCUGUUGACUCUGGAGCAGCUGGAAUCGGAGGAAAUGUUGCAGAAAAUCUCCCAGAUGGCUCAUCAGACCUGAAGGAGGACCUUAUUUAAUCAGAUUUCUCUUCUCACACCAGUUCUUGUCUUUAUCAGUCUUUACAUUUUCUUCUAUGUGUAACAGAAUAGGGUGAAAAAACAGCUGAUGUUUCUAAACCUGGUAAAAACAUUUGCAGUGA